CUAUCAGCAAUUGGCGCAUAGGAAACCAACAGUCGACGUUGCCUACUCAAACUUGCCAACGGCUCACUUGUCACUCUGUCUGAACCGAGCAGCAGCAGCAGCAGCAGGAAGGAGAUGUAAAUCAAGAUGAAGAUGGCUCCAGGAGUCAGUGAAGAAGAGGAGGAGGAGGAGGAGGAAGAUGAAGCUCAGUGCCUGAAGAGUGAGAAAUCGAUGGGAGAACCCAUGCACUUCCAAAGACCUGAAUUUCCCUGUUCGAGCCAGAGGACAGAGUCACUGGUGUCAUGUGAUUUCCCUCCAGGUUUCAGUCCCGAGCCUCAGUCAUGUACAAAACUGAGGACAAAUGACCAGUACAACGAGUGGUGUGAAGCUGAGGAGGAGCAACGAGGACCACAGACGCUCAGUCGGACACAAAAGGAUGAGCUGGAGCAGGAGGUUUUAGAUGAACAUAAGCUCAGAGUGAGGAGGAGAUGUGAACAUGUGACUGAAGGAACUGAUGAAACAGGAAGUAGAACCCUCCUCAACAGGAUCUACACUGAGCUCCACAUCACAGAGGGACAGAGUGAAGAGGUUAAUACUCAACAUGAGGUGAGGCAGCUUGAGACGGCUUCCAAGAUGAAGAGCCUCCACGACACUCCCAUCAAGGUCCACGACAUCUUUAAAGCCUCCACUGACAAGCAGAGCAGCAUCAGAGUCGUCCUGACCAACGGCGUCGCUGGCGUUGGAAAAACCUUCUUGGUGCAGAAGUUCACUCUGGACUGGGCAGAGGGUUUAGAGAACCAGGAUGUGGGUCUGCUGACUGUGUUUUCCUUCAGGGAGCUGAACCUGGUGAAGGACCAGCAGCACAGUCUUCUCACGCUGCUCCAUGUUUUCCAUCCAGCGUUACAGAAGCUCACGGCAGAGACGCUCGCUGUCUGUAAACCUUUGUUCAUCUUUGACGGCCUGGAUGAAAGCAGACCUUCUCUGGACUUCAACCACAGGGAGCUUGUGUCUGAGGUCACACAGAGGUCAUCAGUCAACGUGCUGCUGACAAACCUCAUCCGGGGGAAUCUGCUUCCCUCGGCUCUCGUCUGGAUAACCUCCAGACCUGCGGCGGCCAAUCAGAUCCCUCCUGCUUGUGUGGACAGGGUCACAGAAGUAGGAGGCUUCACUGAGGCCCAGAAGGAGGAGUUCUUCAGGAGGAGAUUCAGUGAUGAAGAGCUGUGCAGCAGAAUCAUCUCACACAUCAAGACGUCCAGGAGCCUCCACAUCAUGUGUCAAAUCCCAGUCUUCUGCUGGACCAGUGCUACAGCUCUGGAGCACAUGUUGACCACAGACCAGAGAGGAGAGCUGCCCAAGACCCUGACCGACCUGUACUCACACUUCCUGCUGGUUCAGACAAAGAGGAAGAACAACAAGUAUGUUAAAGGAAAUGAAACAAGUCACCAGCAGCUGGCGGAGGCUGACAGGGACGUUCUCCUGAAGCUGGGGAGGCUGGCGUUUGAACAUCUGGAGGAAGGAAACAUCAUGUUCGACCAAGAAGACCUGGAGCGGUGUGGUCUUAAUGUCACAGAGGCCUCGGUGUACUCAGGAGUUUGUACUGAGAUCUUCAGCAGAGAGUGUGUGAUCUUCCAGAAAUCAGUCUACUGCUUUGUCCAUCUGAGCGUUCAGGAGUUUCUGGCUGCGAUUUAUAUUUUCCAUUGUCACUUACACAAGGAUGAGAAGCUGGAGAGUUUCCUGGGAACUCUCUGGGGUAGCUGCGACCCGUCCCUGGAUGAAUUCCUGAGGAAAGCAAUAGAUAAAUCACUGAAGAGCAGAAAUGGCCACCUGGAUCUUCUCGUUCGCUUUCUCCAUGGUCUCUCGUUGGAGUCGAAUCAGAGACUCUUGAGGGGCCUGCUGGGUCAGACAGAGAACUGUCCAGAGAGCUUCCAGAAAGCAAUCGUCAACCUGAAGGAGAUGAGCACCUACGAUAUCUCUCCUGACAGGAGCAUCAACAUCUUCCACUGUCUGAUGGAGAUGAAUGACCACUCCAUUCAUCAGGAGAUCCACGACCCCAGCAUCCACCUGUAGGCUCCAACGGUUCUUACUCAUCACUCCCAUUAUUCCUGUGUAAUCCUAUGGGGGAGUGAUUAAGUUGGAGCCUCGAUGCCAAACACGAAACCUAUUCUAAUGAUGCAAUAAAUGUUUGAGCGUGAGUUAUCUGUCUGAACUUUAUAUAUGUAUCACAUUACAGUUACUGCAGCUAUAGAUAUGAGUUACUCUACAGGUUAAGAAUCUAUAAAACACAACCUGACGAUUCUUACAGGUAUAUAAGAAAAUAUCAGGUAAUGUUAUUGGGUAAAAUAAAGAAUUCUGUAAAAGUUUGUAUACAUAUUAAUAUUCACACUUCUUCUACUGAUAUACAGUGUCAAUAAUGAAUUUGUGAAAAUAUGAAAACGUAUUAUUAUUGAUUAAAAUACAGAAGAGUACGCAAUGCGUAAAUUGUGUAAUUAUACAGGAUAGAAUAAAGUCAAAGAUUGGUCAAAUAUGUUUAUUGAUAUAGAACAAGUGAGGAGAAUUGCAUAAUGACUCAAUUUAAUCAAAUACUCUUCUUGACUUAUUUGUAAAUUCUGCAUCUUUUGGUAACAUUUCAAAAUUUUGCGAUUUCUUUUUUUAAUAAAAGUUGUUUUCACUGGGCACCUUGAA
This is a messenger RNA of Platichthys flesus (European flounder), 2661 nucleotides long. RefSeq names its product NLR family CARD domain-containing protein 3-like. The record is from RefSeq and is a predicted model, not a curated record. The transcript is spliced from 5 exons. Lineage: Eukaryota; Metazoa; Chordata; Actinopteri; Pleuronectiformes; Pleuronectidae. The coding region runs from base 127 to 2046 and encodes 639 amino acids.